Messenger RNA from Drosophila subobscura, 1113 nucleotides. Its product is annotated as probable serine/threonine-protein kinase PkwA. Gene Ontology annotation, cellular component: transcription factor TFIID complex. Gene Ontology annotation, biological process: transcription initiation at RNA polymerase II promoter. The coding region runs from base 55 to 1077 and encodes 340 amino acids. The record is from RefSeq and is a predicted model, not a curated record. The transcript is spliced from 2 exons. Lineage: Eukaryota; Metazoa; Arthropoda; Insecta; Diptera; Drosophilidae. Gene Ontology annotation, molecular function: RNA polymerase II general transcription initiation factor activity; protein binding.
GUAAAAUUGUGGUUGGAGUCCAAUUUUAUAAUUACAAAAAUAUAUUGCCUCACUAUGUCAACGGCAAAUAAUACGAAUUCGAAUAGUCAAAUUAAGGACGGAGAAGGAAGACGCGAACAGAUGGACACGGACGAGCCGCUAAAUGCGACCUUCGUGGCCACCAGCCCACACCACAUUGAUGGGGUCGCACUCUGUGCAAGCAUCACGAUGGACACCAGCUCGAUGGCCGUGGCCAAGGCCGAUUUCUCGAUCCACAUCUUUGCGCUAAAGCUGCAUGUGAUCGGCACAGAGGCGGACUUGACCAAAGGAGAGACAUUCACACUCAGUGGUCAUAGAUGCACAGUCUACAUGGGACAGUUUUCGCCCGAUGGCGGACACCUACUAACAUGCUCGGAAGACUUUGAAAUGCGUUUGUGGAGCAUGCAGGUUCCGAGCUGUGUGAGCAUCUGUAUCCAAUCUACGGGCUUCGUUCGUGGCAUCGCAUUUGAUGCCUCAAAACCCUCUUUUAUUGCCACUGUCGUGGAAACUGGCUAUGCAUGCCUUUGGAAGGUGGACGAGCCGUGGGUACUUUGCAAGCAAAGGAUUUUCCAGGAACCGGAACUGACGGCCUGCAUAUUUCGUCCGCUCCACAAUCACAUUGUCUCUGGCUCGGCUUCAGGCAGGAUCCGCAUCUGGGAUAACACUUCAAACAAAAUUUCCGUAACCUGUCUUCUGGGUUCCGAUACGCCGAUCACUGCCCUGGCCAUCUCCUCGUGCAGUUACAUCCUGGUUGCUGGUACCCAAGACGGUCUAAUCUUUGUCUGGAACAUAUCCCAAGGUGAAAUGGUGCUCCGCUUUACCCAACACAAGGAAGCCAUUUCCUCGAUUGCCUUCGCCCCGGACAACAGCCUCUUCGCGGUGGGCUGCAAGGACACCCAGAUGAGUGUCUGGAACAUUGAGCCGUUCACAAGCAACCUCAUCUUACUACUGGGAUCGCGUAGCAGCGAGUGUGGCAAAAUACUGCAAGUUCGCUUCGUCAGCGACAGUCAGGUGACAGCCAUCUGCCUGGAACCAUCAGAUGUGGACACAAAGGCUUAACGCUCACCAGAGCCAGACAACGAGAAUAAGCAACGG